Molecule: messenger RNA, 5451 nt
Organism: Plasmodium vinckei vinckei
Lineage: Eukaryota; Apicomplexa; Aconoidasida; Haemosporida; Plasmodiidae
Product: conserved Plasmodium protein, unknown function
Exons: 1
Coding region: 1-5451 (1816 amino acids)
Cellular component (GO): nucleus
Molecular function (GO): RNA binding
Source: RefSeq, a predicted model, not a curated record
AUGAACAAUAUCAAGGAACCAGAGAGCAUACCGAGGUGUAAUACAAGCAUAAGAAAUUUACAAACAGAAAAAGUAAAUAAUUAUAAUAAUAAAGAUAAUACCUUUAAUAAAAAUGACAAAAAAAAUUAUAACAUGGCACAUAAUGAUCAUGAUGAAAAUUAUUCUAAUAACUCAGAUAAAGAAUUAAUGAAUAAAAAAUAUUCUAAUUUAAAACCUUUAACACAAAAUAUUAAUAAUCAUUCAUCUCAGGAAAAUGAUAAAAAUAAUAUGUAUGAGGAUUUUACAAAUUUGAAUAUUGAACAAGGAAAUCAUAAUAUAUCAAAUAAUAAUAAUAUAAAAUUUGAAAAGCGAGAAGAUAGAGAAAAUAAUAUGAAUAAUUUAAUUAAUAAUUAUAAUAAUAAGGAUAACAAACUAUUAGAAAAUAUUAAAGACAGAUCAUCUGAUAAUAUACUAUCUUCUUCAAAUGAUAAACAAAUUCAAGAAUUUAAUAAUCCUAAUAAUUUUUUAUCUUUUCCUCAAAAAUUAUAUAAUAAAGACGAUGACAUUGACGCUGAAUUUGAUUCUUUUAAAAUUAGCGGUGUCUCGCUUUUGGAUUAUUUAGAUGAUUGUCCAAAUAAUAAAAACAUUUUUAAUGAUUCUAAUAUAGACAAUAAUAAUAACAAUGAUGGCGAUGCAAUUAUUAACUGCCUCAAUACAAAAACUUUAAAUAAUUCAAAAGAUGAAUAUAUAAAUGAUUAUGCAUAUGCAUUUCAAAAUUACAAAUAUGGAAAUAAUAAUGUUUCAUCUUGCGAUAUUGUUAAUAAGGAAAAUGAUCAAAAUUCUCAAAAUGGUAAAAUAGCCAACAAUUCCAUAUUUAAUGAAAUGGAAAAAUAUUUGAGAAACCAUCGAAAUGAAAAUAAUAUAUCUAGCAAAGUGCUUGAAGAAUAUUUAAAUUAUGGUUUUAAUAAUAUUAAAGAACAGAAACAAUCUGAAUUAGAUAAUUAUGUUAAUUCAAAUAAAAAAAUUAAUACUAAUGAAAUAAGCAAUAAUAAUAAUGAAAAGAAUGUAAGAGAUUACAUAGAAGACAAUAAUAAUACCCAUGGAACAGAUGGGUGUGCUAAAUCAAACGAAAGUAUUCAUAAAAUAAGAGCCGAUAUAAAUAAUAAAGAUAAUAGUUAUGUAAAUUUAAGUGAUAAAGAUAAAAUAUUAUCAUUUUUAGAAAAUGAUGAUACUACCAUAUUAAGUAAUAAUAGUAACAGAAAUAAAGAGAUAAACAAUAUGCCAAAGGAUAUAAUAAAAGAAAAUAAAGACAACAAUUUAAAUGAAAUAAAUUGUGCUGAAUUGUCAUUAAAUAAUGCAAUACAUAAUAAUAUAAACAUGAAAGAUUUUCAAAUUAAACAAAAUCUUAUCUAUAAUAAAAAUUUGUUAGAUAAUCCAUAUUUUGAUUUUGAUAAUGAAUGCAAUAAUUAUUUUAAUAAAGAUGAUAUUGAUAAUAUAAGAGAUAAUAUUGAAAAUUUAAAUAUCAAUAGUAAUUUAUAUUAUAAACGAAAUAAUGCAAAAAAUGACGAUGAUAGUAAUAGUGGAACUACUAACGUUAGUGCUAACGGUAGUAAUAAUAUUAAUAAAUGCAAUGCUUCUGUGAAACAAAUUUUAUUAGAUAAAAAAAAUAUAGAUGCAGAUGGUAUUGGCUAUGAAAACUUGGGUGACGAUAUUAUUGAGGACAAUUUUAGUAUUUUUUCGAAUCGUGAUAUUUUAAAUUGCGAUGUUGAUUGCCUUGGAAAUAAUAAUGCCACUAUUUCGAAUGGCGUUAACAAUAAUAGCAGUAGAAACCAAAACACCAUUGCGAACAGCGAUGCUGCUAAUUUUAGUGAUACAUGUGAAGGGAAUUGUAGAAAGGAUUUUCUUCACAAUACUCAAAAAUAUAGCAAUAUAAAUGAAAAGAAUUAUAUAAUGAAUUAUAUAGCAGAUGCGGGAAAUAAAUCAAAUAUAAACCUGAGUGAUAAUAAUAUGAUAAGUGAACAUGAAAAAAAUGAAUUUUUUAUGAAAUAUAUAAAACAAUUUUUGGAUGACAACUAUUUGAAAGACACCCAAAAUAAGAAAAAUAAUAAUAGCCAAAAUUCCAAUAUAAAUAAUCAUAGUGAUUUUGACCAUAUUGAUAAUGCAUUUUUACAAAAUGAUGAAAAUGGAAACAUUAAUUUACUUUUAAAAAAUAAAGAUAUAGCAGCAUUAAAUGGCACAUCUAUAAAUGGCUAUUUAAAUAGAAAUAUUUAUUCAGAAAAAAAAAAUAUGGCUGAUAUUGUAAACUGCAAUUGGGAUGGAAGAAAAAUAAAUGGGGCACAUCAGAGUAGUGGCCACGAUCUCAAAAAUAUGAUUGAAGGUCAUCGAAAUGAAAUGAUUAACAAUACUAAUGAUGCUACGAAUAUGGGAAGUAUUCGAAAUACGAAAGAAUUUAAUGAAGGCAAUAAUAAUAAUUCUAUAAAUUUGUCUGAUUUUGAUGAUAUAAGUUCAUGCAUGAAAAAAAGAGAUCAAUUAGAUUAUCAAAAUAUUCAGGCAGGAAUGAAUGAAAUUAUCACAGAUUCAAAUAUUUACGAUAAUCGAAAAAGCAGCAAAAAUCUAGUUAAUGAAAGGAACACUGGAAAUGGACAUAUUAAUGGUAAUCCUAACUAUAAUAAUGUUAACUUUAAAAAUUACAACAAUAAUAACCGAAAUUGGAUUAAUAAUAAUAUAAGAGAUAGCAAUAUUUCCAACAAAGUAAAUAAUAUUAACUCAUUUUUAUUAAACGAUAAUGGAAGAAAAAGCGAACCAUUUGAUGAGGAAAAAUAUGAAUGCUUAAUGAACAAUGAUGGGUCAGAAAUGUAUGCAUAUGAUAAUGCAGUGAAAGAUAUUAAUAAAUGUGAUGAAAGACGAUAUAAUGAUAAAUAUAAUAAUAAUUCAAUGAAAAAAUAUUCUCUUCCUUUUGCAAAUCCUAUGUUAUUACGAGAUAAUGAAAAUAAAUCUAAUAAUACAAAAAUCGAAUUAGAAAAUGCUGAUAUAUUUAAAAGCCAGCUCGAAAAAUAUAAGGACUAUAUUGCAAUGAAAAAAAGUAUUAUGCAAAAUAAAAAUUUACUCGAAAAUAUAUCAUAUGAAAAUGGAAACAAUAAUAAUAUUUUUUUUGGAGAAAAUAAUAUAAUGCUUAAUAAUUUUCAAAAUAUUAGCCAAAAUAAUACAGAUGCAAAUUUUAACAACUAUAACAAUUAUAAUCGAAUAAAUAAUGGAAAUAUUAUGAUGUCUUCUCUUCAUAAUAAUAAUAUAUCUUUUAAUCAAGAAAAAAUUAUUAAAAUGCUUGGUCCCGACAAAUUAAAUAACAUUGCAAACACUUCUGAUAAUAAUGCUUCUACUGUUUCUAAUGCCGUUGCUAAUAUUAACAAUUAUUUUGGAGAUAUCUCAAAUAAAAAUAAGCAAACAUAUUUGAGAAAUAUCAUGGAUGAUAAAAUGGCACAAUUUCUUAUUAAUAAUAGUAAAAGAGAAAAUAGUACUGAAAAAAAUGAAAUCUCCAAUCGUAUGAAUUCUACAAUAGCUGAUAACAUUUUGAUGCGCAUCUUACCAAACAAUAAUUCAGACAAUAAUAAUUGUACCAAUGGAUGCAAUAGUAGAAUAAUGGAACGUGAUGAUCCAAACAAAAGUAUUGAUAAUAAGGGAGAUCAUAGUACUUGUUCUAACGGAAAUACUAAUGACAUUAGUAACACUCAUAGUGUCAAUAAUGAUCAUAAUUAUAAUCGUAGUGUUAAUAAUACAGUUGAUGAUGAAAAUAUUAAUGACAAUUUAAACACUAAUGAAGGAAAUAUUCAUUAUAAUAUGAGAAAUUGUAAUUAUGUAAACGAAAAUGGUAGUAUUAUCUCUAACAGUCCAAGAUACAGAAAUUAUAAUGGUGACAAUAACAUGAUGAGAUGGUUAAGUAAAGGGAAUGCUAAUUACAUUGGUAGUCGAAAUAAUUUGAAUGGAAAUAAUUAUAAUAUUAAUGACAGAAAUAAAAUCGGAAAUAUAAAAAAAGGACAAACUGUUAAUAAAAUAAAUACUACAUAUUUAAAAGCACCAACUGAUUGUAUUCAUAUGCAUGAUAAUAACAAUUUUGAUAUGAAAAAUUGUAUGUGCAAAGAUGUGGAUAAUAAUAUAUAUAAUGAGGCAAAGCUAAAAAGUAUAUAUAACUACACUAAUAAUAAUAAUAACAAUUACACCUCGUCACUACAUUUUAAUAAUUAUCAAAAUACAAUGGACAUAGACAAAAAUAAAAAUAAGUAUAACAAUUCUAUAAGAAAUAUAAUGGAAGAAACAAAUAUGAUCAAUAGCAAUGAAUGGCUAAUUAAAAAUAAUCCACCUAAUAAUCGAAAUGGAAUCACUGAUUGUAAUUCUAAUAACAAUAUAAAUUUAAUAAAUGGAAGUAGCGAAAAUAUGAAUGCCAUUUCUCACACCAAUAAUAAUAGUGGCAACAAUAAUGCUAUUAUUAAUCCUUUAAAAAUAAUAGACUAUAAUAAUUGUGGUAAAAGUGCAUCUACUAGAUGUAUAUCUGAUGAAUCUAUAAUGGAUUCACAUAAUAUAAAUAAUAUGCAUCUCAAUUUGAAAUCAUAUGGUAAUUUUUCUAAUUAUAUACAUAAUUCAAAAAUAAAUGAUAACAAUAAUAAUAACACUAUGAAAUAUAAAACAAGUAAUUCGGACGAAAAUUGUAUUAAUAAUGGUAUGAUGGAUAUAUAUAAAAAUUAUGAUAAAAUGAAAGUUAAUAUGAAGAGAUCCAGUACCAUAUGUCCGAAUACUGGAAAAAAUAUGGAUAAGCAACAGCCAUCUCCAAGAUAUAAGCCACCAUAUGCUAUUAACAACAAUAAUAAUGCCGGACGAGAUAAUAUGAUUAGAAAAGAAAGUAAAGGAAUGAUAAUGCAGGAUGAUAAAGAUAAGUUUUCUAAAGGAGGAAACAAUAGAUAUUUUGGAGAUAAAACAAAUAAUAUCAACAACAAAAAUAACAACAAUAACAAUACCAAUAAUAGUAAUAAUAAUAUUAAAAGUAAUUAUAUAUCUAAAGAUUCAAUGUUAUCAGACAAUUUCCUUGUAAUUAAAAAAUACACUGCAAAAUAUGAAGUACAAAUUGACCCAUUUAAUGGGUUUGAUAUAGCCAAAAGAAUAAUAGGAUUAAAGGGAACGAAUAUGAAAAAAAUAUGUGUAGGCACUGAUUGUAAAUUAAGAUUAAGAGGUCGAGGUUCUGGAUAUUUAGAAGGGGAAGAAAAAAAAGAGGCAAAUGAAUCACUACAUUUAUGUGUUUCUUGCCAAAAAUAUGAUCAUUAUAUAUUAGCAAAAAAAUUAAUAGAACAAUUACUAGAAAAAAUAUAUAUGGAUUAUGACACAUGGCUUUAUAACCAUGGAAAAUCACAUGCAAAUUUAAAGCCAAAGAUUUAUGAAAAGUUUAUCCCGCUUUUUAAAUUUCAGCAAAAUGUAAACCAACGAUAA